Aureococcus anophagefferens is the source of this 1429-nucleotide messenger RNA. RefSeq lists its product as hypothetical. Gene Ontology annotation, molecular function: histone H3K79 methyltransferase activity. Gene Ontology annotation, biological process: regulation of cell cycle. Bases 29 to 1057 code for a protein of 342 amino acids. The transcript has 4 exons. The record is from RefSeq and is a predicted model, not a curated record. Lineage: Eukaryota; Pelagophyceae; Pelagomonadales; Pelagomonadaceae.
UAAACUUUAUAUACGAUAUAUACGACGUAUGGAGGCCGAUCCAACAAGGCUAUACCUUUUGAGUGUGCUGUUUACCAAUGAUCAAGUCCUCACAAGUAAUGCAAAUGCACAUCUCAAAGAAGUUAUUUUGCGUCGAGAUGAAAGGUUGCUGAACCUUGCGCAAAUCUUGGAUUCUAGGAGUAAUUUGCCCAAUGCCACGCCCAUUGAUGUUAUCCAUGACGUCAUCCAGGACGAGGCCCAUGUCCUAUACACUAAGCUUUUCGAACGGUGCUCUCUAGAUGUGGCAAAAUCCCUUAGUAAGACUGAGCGCGAAGCCAACGACCUCGAGGACGAGAAAUCGCUUAUAUAUGGAGAAGUCGACUUUAAGUACUUUGCUCGCGUCAUUCGUAAGAUAAACCCAGGCAAAGGAACUAAAUUUUAUGACCUCGGCAGUGGCUCUUCGAAGGCACUCUUCAUUGCGCGGCGAGCCAACAUGGAAACUCAGCUGCUUCGCGACUUUGACUGCUGUUGUGGUGUCGAGGUUCUUGCGGGUCUCCACACUGCCGCACACUCAGUUGCGAGUGAAUUCAGCGAAAAAAUUGCUCCGAUGCUGGACUUGAAUACAUCCCAGAGGGUCUACUUACAAUGCGCGUCAUUCUUGCAUGUAGACUGGUCCGAUGGAGACGUUGUUUUUGCAAACUCCACUUGCUUUGGGGAUGAGCUUAUGUUGGCUAUGACCAGACAGGCAGAAAGACUCAAGCCCGGCUCCAUCUUUAUUUCAUUUACAAAGCGUUUGAAUUCUAGCGCAUUCGACAUCCUUGAGAGGAAACGCUACUGCAUGAGCUGGGGUCCCGCAACUGUAUUUGUCCAAGUGCGCAAAACUCAUGAUGGGACCUCCAGCUUCAUGACCAGCCUUGUUGACAUAACUGGUGAUAGCUCAUACGAUGGUGAUAUCACGGAAGCAUGUGAAAUCAACAUGGCCAAAGGCUGUGUAUCUGCAAUAAUAUCGCCACCCACUAGCUUAUAUCAUGAUGUUGAUUUAGUAGAUUUCCCCCGCCUUCGUACGCUCGCCAGCUAGUGCGCAUCACAGCUUUUUUCUUCGUCCAAGUGACAAAUAGUAUUCUGCGACAUCGAAGUCGAUUCCCAGUUCAGCUGGAUCGAGGGCCGGCGUAGAUGCAAAGGGAAACUCAAGGGAGAAUAGCAAGCAAGCCCAAAUCAAAGCAAACAAGGGACGCAGGGAUGUUGGCUUUUCCGGUCCGCAAGUAGGACCGAGCGUCCGCAAGCAGCCGACGUCACUCCUCCCCACCGGGACGACCGUGAACGGAGCCUGCCUUCCUGAAACAGGGUCCGACGAGUCGGGCUGCAGGUGGGGUGGGCCCUAACCAAGCUCAUCCAAACUGUCUCUACCCGGCAUUAUCUGAGCGACCAGAACUAAACUCGGCAAUGCUCG